UCUCCAUCGCCAGUCCAAAACCCCAAACUGGUUCACACACAGCAACCACCAUCCUCAACCCCCUUCAAAACCCCACGUCCAAUAUUUAUAUGUACAGUAACAUGUAUAUACAGAAAGCAUAGAGAAACCCAAAUCAGAGUUCUUGUAGAAGAAAGAUGAAUUCUUGUUCCCCAAAUUGAUUACCCAAAACGAUGGGACAAAAUGAGGGUAUUGCUGCCAACAUGCAAAAGCAGCCCUUUUUCGAAGUCUCUGCUGACCUUCUUGACUCAUUUCCGGUUAAAUUCCAAUGGUGCGAGCUGCGUAGUGGCUUUUUCAGAUGGCAUUGAGCAAAGAAACAGCAAGUUUGACUUUGAGCAUUUAUUCAAUAAAUGCACUAAAAUUGGUACUACCAAAUGCCUACACUCCCUUCUCAUCGUGUCAGGGAAGGUCCAGAGUAUUUUUAUUGCCACCAGGCUUGUUAAUAUCUAUGCCUAUCUUGGUGAUGUUACAUUGUCUCGAGAAGCUUUUGAUCAAGUACCGAGAAAAGAUGCCUAUACUUGGAAUUCGAUGGUAUCAUCCUAUGUCCGGAACGGCUGUUACCGUGAAGCAGUGAAUUGUGUGAAUGAAAUGUUGUCAACCUCUGAUGUUCAGCCUGAUUUUUAUACUUUUCCACCUGUGCUGAAAGCUUGUCGUACUGUACAUGAUGGAACUAGACUUCAUUGCUGGGUUUUCAAAAUGGGUUUUCAAUGGGAUGUGUUUGUAGCUUCUUCUUUGGUGCAUAUGUACUGCCGUUUUGGCUCUUUUGAUGUCGCACAUAAACUUUUCAAGGACAUGCCAUCCCGUGAUAUGGGUUGUUGGAAUGCUGUGAUUUCUGGGUUUUGUCAAAAUGGGAAUGCUAACGAGGCUUUGAGUGUCCUGGAUGACAUGAGAUUGGAGGGUGUAGAUAUGGAUGCCGUGACUAUUUCCAGUAUUCUUCCAAUUUGUGCACAGAAGCAUGAUAUAUUACGUGGGAUGUUGAUCCAUUUGUAUGUCAUAAAACAUGGAUUAGAGUUUGAUGUGUUUGUUUCCAAUGCCUUCAUUAAUAUUUAUGCCAAAUUGGGUAAAUUGGAAUGCGCUCAGAGGAUCUUUGAUCAGAUGGUAAUAAGAGAUUUGGUGUCGUGGAAUUCAAUAAUUGCUGCAUAUGAGCAAAAUGAUUGCCCACAUGAUGCGCUGAAGUUCUUUUACGAGAUGCUGGGAAAUAAGUUUCAGCCUGAUCUAUUGACACUGGUCAGUUUAGCUUCCAGUAUAGCUCAAACCAGGGACUCAUUGUCUGGCAAAUCCAUUCAUGGAUUCAGUAUUAGAAGGUGUUGGAUAAUGGAAGACGCUGUAAUUGGUAAUGCAGUUGUUGAUAUGUAUGCUAAAAUAGGUGCUCUUGAUUCUGCGCGCAGGGUUUUUGAAGAACUUCCUUGCAAAGAUACAAUUUCAUGGAACACAAUGAUAACAGGUUAUGCUCAAAAUGGUCUCGCAGAUGAGGCCAUUGAAGUGUACCACAUGAUGAAAGAGUGUGAGGACUUUACUCCUUACCAAGGGACAUGGGUUAGCAUUCUACCCGCUUAUGCUCAUAUUGGGGCCUUGAGAGACGGGAUGAGAAUUCAUGGGCAGGUGUUAAAGGUGGGUAUUGACACGGAUGUCUUCCUGGGUACCUGCCUCAUUGAUUUGUAUGGAAAAUGUGGAAGACUGGGGGAUGCAACGUUUAUGUUCUAUGAGGUGCCUAGGGAAAGUCCUGUUCCUUGGAAUGCCAUAAUAUCAUGUCAUGGACUCCAUGGACAUGGCGAGACUUGUAUGCAGCUUUUUAAAGAUAUGUUGGAUGAAGGGGUGAAGCCUGAUCAUGUGACCUUUUUGUCAUUAUUGAGUGCUUGUAGCCAUUCUGGUUUGGUUGAUCAGGGGAAAUGGUGUUUUGAUAUGAUGCAGCACAAGUAUGGGAUGAAACCAACUUUGAAGCACUAUGGGUGCAUGGUGGACAUGUUUGGUAGGGCCGGUCAAUUGGAUGUGGCUUAUAAUUUCAUUGAGCGUAUGCCAUUGAGACCUGAUGCUUCUGUAUGGGGAGCUCUUCUUGGUGCUUGUAGAACCCAUGGAAAUGUUGAGUUGGGUAAAAAGGCCUCUGAUCGGUUGUUUGAAGUUGAUUCAGAAAAUGUUGGAUACUAUGUUUUGAUGUCAAAUCUUUAUGCAAAUUUUGGGAGAUGGGAGAGGGUGGAUGAAGUGAGAUCACUAGCUAGGGACAGGGGGCUGAGGAAAACUCCUGGUUGGAGCUCGAUAGACCUACACAAUAGAAUAGAAGUCUUUUAUACAGGCAAUCAAACACAUCCGCAGCAUAAAGAAAUAUACAAGGAGUUGGCAAUUUUAAAUGCCAAAAUGAAGAGCCUUGGUUACACUCCGGAUUAUAACUUUGUAUUGCAGGAUGUCGAGGAUGACGAAAAAGAGAAUAUCCUGACAAGUCACAGUGAGAGAUUGGCUAUUAUGUAUGGAAUUUUGAAUACUCCUCCUAGAAUGCCCCUUCGAAUAUAUAAGAAUUUGCGAGUAUGCGGUGAUUGCCACAAUGUGACAAAAUUCAUUUCAAAGAUUAUGGAGAGAGAGAUCAUUGUGCGAGAUUCUAACCGCUUUCAUCAUUUCAAAGAUGGAAUUUGCUCCUGUGGGGAUUAUUGGUGACUCAUAGACUGCCAUUUCUUGAUUGAGAAAAGCAAUGGUCCGUGGUGAUGCCAUUUCCUUCUGGUGCUGCGAAGAAAGAUAGCAGCAGCGGCAGCGGUGGCGGCGUUAGCAAUGGUGGUGGCAACAGAAACAACAAACUCAUAGCAAAGAUCCGCAGGGACUGAACUUAAGAGAUGGAUGUUUUGCGGCUGUCAAGGUUAUGGGUAAUAUGUAUCCCAGUAAAGUAAUGCUUGUUCCAAUCGAGGAGAUGACUGAUGGUCUUCACUUGAGAGCAAAGCUAUUGAUGUUUCCAGAGAUACUUGAGUUAGAAUGAAGAUUGGAACUUAUAAAGAGGAUAUUGCAAAGGUUGUGGAUGUUGAUAGUUUGUGACAGAGAGUUACCUUGAAAUUAAUUCCAAGGAUUCACUUGCAAGGCUGGCUAACAAAUUGGUGACAUUGUACACUAAUGUUGAGGGCAAUGGCUGUUUGGGGGUUAGGCAUCUCACCUGCAUCUGGCUUUUGAAGUUACUUUUGAGAAAUUAUGGGUUCUUGUAAAUGGUGACUCCUCAAAGCCCUUUCCCUACUCAUAUUAAUCAUUAUGGACUCUCAGUUACUAUAGAUACAACAAAAAUCCUUACUGGUAUUGGAGAAAUUUUACUAUGCUUCAUAUUUCAUGACAAGAUGAAUUUAGUUCGCAUGUAAUUCACCACAUCACUUGUAUUUGCUAUGGUGGGAUUCAUGAAAAUGAUGUUGGUCGAGGUGAUGGUGCGGCUGAGGCUGGAGGGUCAAAGCCAUGUUUCGUGAUGGCUGGAGCUGUCUAUUUUGUGUUUGUUUUCUCGUUCUUCUUUUCUUUUAUUUUGAUGGAAAUUUUAUUAAUAAUGUAUGCCUCGAACUGUUUUUUUUUUUUAAAAGUUUCUUAUGAGGAACCAUUUAUUAGAAGCAAGUUUAGUUGUGUGUUAAUUUUUGGUACUUAAUGGUGCCUUUUUUCUUUUGUCCCCUAAUGACAAAACCAUUAAGUUUUGGAAAGUGAGAUAACCAAUUUCAUUUUUAUUUAAUCAUUGUUAAUGGCAAUAAAGAGAAAGAUGUAUAACUUAAGUGUUCCAAGUUCAUUCUACGAGUAUUUAAUCCUUAGAUGCAUCCAAGUCGACCGAGCCCAACCGGGUUCCGUCACUCUCUUUCGAAGUGCCCCAUCACCUUACUGUAAGACAGUAAAUCCCCACAUAUUGUGUUUGACUUGAUUGUAUUUUAAUUUGCAAAAUGAAAAGGGGGGUAAAGUUUAUUGAAACUUGAUUUGAUUUGCUGAAUAGGAAUGGAAGUUAGACGAUUAAAUAAAAAAUACUUAUUCUGUAAGUUUUUUACUCGAAAGCCAAUUUGGUUAUGAAAAAUAGGACUGGAAACUGAGCUGCUGAAACAAAAAUAAUGAUUAUAGGCAAUGUUUAUUGAAAUUUGAUUUGAUUUACCGUAUAGGAAUGGAGCUUAGCUAAUGAAGUAAAAACACUGAUUUUGUAUAGUUUUUCAUUUUUCGAAAUUUGAUAUGAUCAUGCAGAACAGGACUGGGAAUUUAGCUGAUGAAAUAAAUGUUGGAAAUUGGUUUUAAUAAACAUUGAUUUUGUAUCAACUUCGACCAUGUAUUUGGACAGGUUCCAAUAGUUAAUUUGCGCUUAUGAAUAAAUUAACUUGUAUUAUUCAUUGAGUAGAUGAUCGUGGUAUAUUUGGAAUCACAAAACCUAUUCUGGAUGAAUGAGAUAUUGAUGUUUAAAGUCAAGUAAAAAUGGAAAAAUAGGCCAUAUAAAACGACCGCUCGAGCGGCUAGCUCGCACGGCCAAGUCUUUGGAAUUUUCGCUCAAGCGGUGAGGUAGGCGGUUAGCAUGCAAUCUGAAAGGCUGUCUCUUUAUGAAACAUGUUGCAUUUUGGGGUGUCUCUUCGAUCACAACUCCUCAACCUCUAUAGGUUAUGGUCAAAAUUCAUUCCAUAUCAUAUGCUUUGAUUCCAUUGCAUCAACAUACUCCAAAAUUCUUGGUCUUCUUGCAUUGAAAAUCAUUCAAAGUAGAGAGUAAAAACCAUAUCGAGUUCAUUGAUAACUUGAACUUUGAAGUGCUGCUACUGUAAGGAGAAACCACUAUAUCUUGGGAGACGAUUGUCAAGACUCCAUAAGCACCUUGCCUGGGCAAAUUCAUCUUAUAGACAUAGUGUUAAAAACUGACCUUGAUUUACAAUACCAUUGUUCUAUUCGUCAUUUUCUACAUCUUGUUUGUAAGUUCAAGUAAGUUCUACUUUAUUUUGUUUUGUUUAGGUUAUUCAACUUACAAUAUGCAAUUCACACACAUAUGCACCAACAAUAAAAACACAGAUUCUAAUUUCUAGGCAGUGCUUUUCAAAAUCUGAUAUGAUUUUGCAGAAUAGAAUUGGGAAGUGGAUGAAUGAUUGAAAUGGGAUUAUUGAUUUUAUGUAAUGUUUAUAGAAAUUUGAUUGAUUCUGCAAAAUAAGGAUGGAAAGUUAGUUCUGGGCGCUAUUGCCAUUUUGGUUGAUGAAUUAAGAGCUGCAGCGAUCCACGUUGUAGGGUGACCUAUGGAUGUUUCAGUGGACGUGUCAAUAAAUUACCUUUCUGUAGAAAUCCUAAAAGAUUGUAAUUUAUUUUAUUUACUAUAGUUAGUAGCCUGUAAAUAGGUAAUUUACUCUCUCCCAAUUUAGGAGAUUUCUUUCCUUCUUUUUUCCGCACGGUUGUAUCAUAAAUUGGAUGGAAAGUUAUUUGAAGAAUAAGAUAUACAGAAAAUAAUUUUUUACUGUCAGCUUUCGUGGUAUCAGAGCCAGCCCAAACUUAAAGACAGAAGUCCCCGUCAACAGUCUAGGCUCCAUGACUUCUGAAUCCUCACAGAACGAGGCAGAAGUUAAUUCCAUGAUGGCCUCGACCGGUGUAGAUAAUGCUUCCUUUCAAUUCACAGUGGAGAAAUUGAAUGGGAAAAACUUUAGGAAAUGGGCUAAAUCAAUAAAAUUGGUAAUCGAUGGCAAAGGAGAACUAGGUUACCUGACAGGCGAAACAAAAAGACCGACUGGUGCAGUUCUAUUGCAAAAAUGGAAAUUCGAAAAUUCCAUGGUUACAGCGUGGCUGGUCAAUUCCAUGGUGCUGUCAAUUGGGAAAACGUAUCUUUUCCUACCGACUACGAAGGACGUGUAGGACGCUGUCAAAGAGAUGUAUUCAGCCUCCGAAAAUUCAUCUCAAAUUUUUGAAAUAAGAACCCGACUAUGGUAGACUGAACAGGGAGGAAGAAACGUCACUGAUUAUUACUUAGAGAUGAUGUCCAACUGGCAAGAACUGGACCUCAGUAGCGAAGAAGAUUGGGAAUGCUCCGGUGACAGUGUUAAGUACAAAAAAAGGCUUGAAAACGAACGUGUGUAUGAGUUUCUCGCUGGUUUCAAUCGCAAGCUUGACGAUGUUAGAGGCCGAAUCCUAAGUUGGCGACCACUUCCCACAUCGCGAGAGGUAUUUGCGAAGGUGAGAAGGGAGGAGAACCGUCGACAUGUAAUGAUGAAGAUGGAGACGAUCGGGGCAGUUGGCGAAGCGGAGAUGUCGGCUCUUCUAUCUUCAGGCUCUGGGUCAACUGGGAAUAAAAUUGGGCCACCAAAUUUUAGGCCAAAUUCUUCUUAUAUGACUGGAAUCGGGUUGGGGAAGAAAGAAUGCGCCUAAUAUUUCUAAUUUUGGGCCUAAAGUUGGACUUACUAAUUUUGGAAAUAGUGGGCUUUCAAAAUUUGGGCCCAGCGAACUUGGGAACGAAAUGGCAGCUUUGUUAAAAGAAGUUACAAAUGGGUCGGCCCAAAAGAAAAAAGGGCGAUUGUGGUGCGACCCCUGUCGAAAAUCUGGACACAAAGAAGACACUUGUUGGGAUAUACAUGGGAAGCCCAAAGAUUGGAAACCGAGACAAAAUACUAAAAAUCGUGGCUAUCAAGUCUCGGCCGAAUAGGCGGGAACCUCCAAAGAAACAGAAGGUGGUGCAUUCAACAGUGAACAAUUGGAACAACUCUAUCACAUCUUCUCCAACCAUCAAACAUCGAGUCGAUCUUCCCCACACAGUCCUUCAAGUUCAUUAGCCCACAAAGGUAGUUUUCUGAAAGCCUUAAAUAUCUCCUCAAAAUAUAACUCCUUGGAUCAUUAACUCAGGUGCUUCCGAUCACAUGACGAAUUCUUAUUAUCUUUUCUCCUCAUACUCACCAUGUGCUGGCAAUAUCAAAGUUACGAUCGCGGACGGUCCAAUCUCAUCUGUUGCUUGAAAAGGGAGUAUACGUAACUCUGAAUUCAUAACCCUAAAUCUGUCUUUCAUGUCCCAAACUUGUCAUGUAAUCUAUUAUCUGUUAGUCAAUUAAUUAAAGAUUCAAAUUGUUUUGCUAUAUUUUUUCAAUCCCAUUGUGUCUUUCAGGACUUAUCAUCGGGGAAGACGAUUGACAAUGUUAAAGAAUAUGAGGGACUUUAUUACUUUGGAGAGGCUGAUGGGGGAUUGAAGAUGGUGAGGAUCCAAGAUCUACUGCAAUUAGAGAAUUGAGAGAGGAAACUGGAGUGGUGUUUGCUGAAUAAUUGCUGAGGUUGUCCAAUAUGAUAGUUUAUGAAAUCACCACUUGUGCUCUCCAAAAUAUUUUAUAUGUAAACAUAGACCUAUUAUGACAAUUUUUUCAUUCUUUAUAGACUGUGCCAAUCCCCCAGGGUUGGGGCCUUGUGGACAGGUUAGGAUAAGCACUGGAAAGAUGAUUCAAAGAUGCUUCUUGAUUCUAUUGUUUCUCCUGCCCUUGACUUCUAUUUCUAGAGUUUUACUGAACUUUUCUACAUUACAUCGGAACUAUGAUGAGUAGAGAAAGUUAUAUCGUGAUAUAAAUAGCUCAGCAGUUGCCUGAGGAGAAAAAUAGUAUCACAAGAACUUCAAAAGAUUGCCAAAAUUUCAGAAUCCUGGGCGAUGUGUUAACUGGAUGCUGAUAGAAAUUUACAUAAUCUCUAUAAAUUAUACAAAAGAUGAAAAGGGAAAUCAACUUAGCAAAUGCCGCAACAGACCCAGAAUUCUCAGAAUGGAAAUGGGCAACCCUUGAAGAAGACUUUGAGCAGGCAGUGGACUACAAAAGGCCGAUACACGAGAAAUUUAAGAGAACCUUUCGACCUUACUUGGUUGGCGCUACUAAAUGCUAAUCAACAAAAUGAUGAAAUAUAAUCCAUGUAGAACUCUCUGUAAAGGCAAUGAUACUCUGGAUUUGUAGGUCAGGUAUCAACGAGGGAAGCUGCUGGCAUUGUGGUCAAUAUGAUACGCGACAAGUAGUACUUUUUAACCACGUAUUUUGCACGUCAGUUUUUGAGGAUACUUCUGAAGUAUAUCAUUGAACACCAGGAUCUUAUAUGAGAGUAAGGACUCCUAACUACACAUAGAUAAAGUCUUGAAGAAUCAAAAAAGAUUGUUUGUUCUGUUUUUGUUUUACACCUUGCAGUGAACUCACAAUUUUAGAGUGAAAAAGAAUAAAAGUGUUGGCAGAAGGAAGCUUUUCGUGAGUUUGAUUGUAUUGAAGCAUGUUCACGAGGAAGAAAGACUUGAAUUUCUUUUAAAUGAAUGACAUGGCUGAUUUAAACCUUGA
This is a messenger RNA of Olea europaea var. sylvestris, 8246 nucleotides long. RefSeq names its product pentatricopeptide repeat-containing protein At4g33990-like. NCBI's taxonomy places the organism in Eukaryota, Viridiplantae, Streptophyta, Magnoliopsida, Lamiales, Oleaceae. Gene Ontology annotation, biological process: RNA modification. The transcript has 9 exons. Bases 202 to 2664 code for a protein of 820 amino acids. The record is from RefSeq and is a predicted model, not a curated record. Gene Ontology annotation, molecular function: protein binding; zinc ion binding; RNA binding.